AUGGCAGUUCCAAGAAAAGACUUGAAGAUGGCAUCUAUACUUGCAGAAGCUGUUGUUGGGAAAGUUUGUGAGAUGGUCAUUCAACAAGUAGCUAAUGAGGUCAAGAUAGUGUUCAACUUCAGGGAAGACAUUGAAUGGUUGAUGAGCAAAAUAAAGCAAGUAAAUUACUUUCUAAAUGAAGCUGGUGAGAAGAGCAGUAAACAAAAGGAGUCUAUGAAAGAAUGGCUUCAGAGCGUUCGAGACAUUGCCUGGGAGGCAGAGGACAUACUUCAAAUAUGUGCUGUAGAUUCUAUGUAUGCUGCUAAUCCUCAGUUUUGUAGUUUGAGCUGUAAUCAACUGAUUACUCGCUAUCAAAUGGGCAGACGAAUUCGAAAGAUCAAAGCCCGGUUCAGCUCCGUUACUGCAGAUAUCCAAUUGAUUACUGCGGUGUCUCACAGAGAAGAAGCAGAAUCAUCCCAGAGACGACAGUUUAAGAGACUAAGUCUCCUGCCUAGCGAUUCCAAACCAGUGGGGAUACAGUCCAAGAUUGACAGCUUAGUGAAUUUGCUAGAAAACCCCCAAUUUCCAAUCGUUGUAGUUUGA
Molecule: messenger RNA, 582 nt
Organism: Cryptomeria japonica (Japanese cedar)
Lineage: Eukaryota; Viridiplantae; Streptophyta; Pinopsida; Cupressales; Cupressaceae
Product: disease resistance protein PIK6-NP-like
Exons: 2
Coding region: 1-582 (193 amino acids)
Source: RefSeq, a predicted model, not a curated record